This is a messenger RNA of Botrytis porri, 945 nucleotides long. RefSeq lists its product as uncharacterized. NCBI's taxonomy places the organism in Eukaryota, Fungi, Ascomycota, Leotiomycetes, Helotiales, Sclerotiniaceae. The coding region runs from base 1 to 945 and encodes 314 amino acids. The transcript has a single exon. The record is from RefSeq and is a predicted model, not a curated record.
AUGCCUUCAAUCCGCCGCAGUAAAUCCCCAAAGUGUCACCUUCUCGCCCUACCUCGCGAAAUUCGAGACAAGAUCCAUCGAUAUGUUCAAUUGGGACAGCGAAUUGACAAGCCGAGAGUAACGAGCACUAGCUAUCUCAAGCCAGACGACAAUACAAUUUGGCCCAACGCUUAUCAACUCCUCAAAGAAUCUGAGUAUCGAGAACAAAGAGAUCCCAGGGCAGUGUUCCGGCCAGAUGCCGAAGACAUACUAAUACUGGCGCGAACAUGCGAACAGCUUUACAAAGAAUCAAACCAGAUUUUUUACAGUGAGAAUACGUUCUCGUUUGCUUGCACUUGGAGUUUGUAUUGUUAUCUAUAUAUGAUUGGCGAGGAAAAGCGACUGUGUAUCCGCCAUAUAUUUUUCCGAUUCAAUGGACUUCAGAGAGUAGAUGCAUUCAAGUUACUUGGGGAGUGUGAAUCGUUGAAGACUCCCAAGAUAGGAGUUGAACAGGAUACGAUGGCUGGUAGUAAACAACCUAAGUUGGAUUUAUUGACGGCAAGAGGCCUUUCUACAUUGAGAAAAAUAAGAGGCAUGGAAAAUUUGGUGGUAGAUGUGGUAGAAAUGGACCGACCAUCUAGACAAACUUACUUGUUCCCCUACACAGUAUCGCUGGACGUACCUUCAAAGGGUCCAUAUUUCAAGCCGGAAAAAGUUCAAGAAUUUGCAAGGAUGUUGACAGAAGAGAUGAAUUGGAAAAAGGAGACGCCGGAGCAGAAUAAGAUCCAGGACGUAUCAUCAAAAGAGGAAGAAAUUCUGCAGUCGGAGCUAAAGCCCAACAAGUCGAAACCAUUUGAAGUUUCUAAAACUCGAACUCUACGCUCAAGUAAAGUCCAGAAGUCGACAUCCACAACCAGCAGAAGAAAAGCGACAAAAAAGGCAAAGAUAGGUGGAAAGGAGAAUUAA